AUGUGCAACGUGAUCACGAUCCCGUCGAUCGCCUGGCUGCGCCGCGCCGUGCGGCGGUGGCGCGCCCGCGGCUCCGGCUCCAGGGCAGUGCCGGCGGGGCACGUGGCGGUCUGCGCGGAUGGCGCGCGGUUCGUGGUCCGGCUGGCGCACCUGGGCCACCCUGCGUUCCAGGAGCUGCUCCGGCAGGCCGAGGAGGAGUACGGCUUCCCGCCCGGCGCCUCCGGCCCCGUCGCGCUCCCCUGCGACGAGCACCGCCUCCGCGACGUCAUUCGCCGCGUCUCCUUGUCCUCCAUGAAGCGCCGCUCCUCCAUUCGUCGCCGCGGCGACUCGCGGCCGCUGCUACAAGAGGUGGACGUGGAGAAGCUCGUCUUCUGA
Messenger RNA from Lolium rigidum, 375 nucleotides. Its product is annotated as auxin-induced protein X15-like. Gene Ontology annotation, biological process: response to auxin. The transcript has a single exon. The record is from RefSeq and is a predicted model, not a curated record. Bases 1 to 375 code for a protein of 124 amino acids. NCBI's taxonomy places the organism in Eukaryota, Viridiplantae, Streptophyta, Magnoliopsida, Poales, Poaceae.